This is a messenger RNA of Vanrija pseudolonga, 2595 nucleotides long. It is a transcript of the gene Lama2, whose product is annotated as Laminin subunit alpha-2. The transcript has a single exon. The record is from RefSeq and is a predicted model, not a curated record. The coding region runs from base 1 to 2595 and encodes 864 amino acids. NCBI's taxonomy places the organism in Eukaryota, Fungi, Basidiomycota, Tremellomycetes, Trichosporonales, Trichosporonaceae.
AUGUCGUCUACCAGCGGCGCCAUCACUCAGCCUGCGACAGCUGCUGCAGCCGCCGCCGCUGGCACUGGCACUUCCUCAUCUACUCCUGGCUUCUUCUCAUUCUUCUUCUCAUUUACGACAAACACGUUAAAAGCCAUGGGGACCUCGAACAGUCUGACUGUCAUUGGCUCCUUUGCCGCCGCGCUCGUCUUCAACCGCGUGGUCCUCUGGCCAAACCGCGAGCUUGAAGAGCUCCGCCAGCAGGUCGAGCUGGAGCGUCGCAAGCGUCUCGAAGCCGAGAACCAGCUCGAGGAAGAGCGUGCUGGCCGCGGCGUCGCCGACAAGGGAAACAAGGACGCCGAGCAGCGCAUCGCCGCCAUCACGGCCGAGCGCGACUCUGAGUCUAGCGGGCGCGCCGCCGCCCUGCGUUACCUCCAAGGCACCAAGACCGACCUCGACGCCGCUCGCAAGGAGCUCGAGACGACCAAGCAGGACGUUGCGACCGUUACGGCCACCCUCGAGGCUGAGCGCGCUAGCGCUAGCACCGCUGCGGAGAAACACGCCACCCUUGUGUCCGAAUCGGAAAAGAUCAAGGCCGAGCUCUCGACCGCCCUCGCCACCGUCGACGGCCUCAACAAGGACGUCGAGGCCACUGCCCAGCGCGUGCAGGAGCUCGUGGUCAAGCACGACGCCGUCAAGGCCGAGGCCGCCGACCACCAGGCAAAGCACGCGGCUGUGGCUGCCGAGGCGGCCGCCACGGCCGCCACCCUCGCCACGGCCCAGAAGCAGGUCGAGACCCUCACUGCCGAGUCGGCCCAGCUCAAGUCUACGCACGAGGCCACGUCGGCGGAUCUCGCGGCGGCCACCAAGGCCACUUCCGACCUGCAGACAAAGCACGACGCCCUGGUCGCCGACCACGCCGACGCCACUGCGGCGCUCAAGACCCAGCUCGACAACGCCAACAAGGCCACGGCCGACGCCAAGCGCCUCCUGGCCGAGUCCGAGUCCAAGCUCGAGGCGUCCGCCUCUAAGGCUUCCGACCUUGAGAAGCAGGUCGAGGCCGCCAACAAGAAGGCUACCGACGCCGAGGGCAAGGCUGAUGUGCUCCAGGCUCAGGUUGCUGAGCAGACCCAGAAGCUUGAGGCGUCCGACAAGGUCGCCGAGGGCGCUCGCAAGGCCCAGGCCGAGGCCCUCGAGGUUGGCCACGAGGCUGAGGAGCGCCUCGCUGCCGCGCAGAAGAACUUUGACGACAAGUUCGCCGAGGCUAAGCGCGUCCAGGCCGACACCGAGUCCAAGCUUGCGGCUGCGACCGCCAAGGCUGCUGGUCUUGAGAAGGACAUCGCGGCCGCCAGCGACAAGUCGACCGCCGCCGAGGCCAAGGUCGCUGCCCUCGAGGCCCAGGUUGCCGAGCAGGCUCAGAAGAUCGAGGCCGCCGACAAGGUCGCCGAGGGUGCCCGCAAGGCUCAGGCUGAGGCGCUCGAGGUCAGCCACGAGGCCGGGGAGCGUCUGGCCACUGCCCACAAGAGCUUUGACGAGAAGCUUGCCGCGGCCAAGAAGCAGAGCGAGGAGGCUGUCGCCGCUGCCGAGGCCAAGGUUGCUACCGCCAAGGCCGAGGCCGACGCUGCCGUCGCCGCCCUGAAGAAGGACCUUGAGGCCAAGAUCGCCCAGGCUGAGGAGAAGGCUAUCCAGUCGAAGAAGGACGCCGACGCUGCUCUUGCCUCCGCCAAGGCCGAGACCGAGACCGCCGUCGCUGACGCCAAGAAGCGCGGUGAGGACGCAACUCUUGCUGCUACCGCCGCGGCCGAGACCCAGCUCUCGCAGUUCAAGUCGACCGCCGCCGAGCAGCUCGAGGCCGCGAAGAAGACGGCCGAGGGCCAGCUCGCCGAGGCCCGCAAGGCCGCCGAGGACCAGCUCGCCGCUGCCAAGAAGGCUGCCCAGGACGAGCUCGCCACCGCCCAGAAGACCGCCCAGGACGCCCUUGCCGCUGCGCAGAAGGAGGUCAAGGACGUUACGGAGAAGCUCUCCGCUGCCCAGAAGUCGGCUGAGGAGAAGAGCUCGUCGUCCAAGGACGCCGAGGGCAAGGCUGCCGCUGCUGCCAAGGACGCCGAGGCCAAGGUUGCUGCUGCCGAGGCUGCCACUGCGGCUGCUCAGAAGCAGCACGACGAGCAGCUUGCCGCUGCCCGCAAGGCUGCUGACGACAAGCUCGCUUCCGCCCAGAAGGAGCACGACGCCAAGCUUGCCGCCGCUACUGCCGCCACCGAGGAGGCCAAGAAGCUCCACGCCGCCACCGAGAGCAAGCUCUUUGCCUCCGAGAAGGCCGCUUCCGACAAGGUUGCCGCGUCCGAGGCCCGUGUCGCCGAGCUGCAAAAGGAGCUCACCGCCGCCAAGGAGGCCUCUGCCACUGCUGCGUCGUCCGCCGCCGAGAUUACCGAGCUCAAGACCAGGCUGGCCAAGGCCGAGGGCGACCUCGAGGCCAUCAAGGGUCUCAACCGCAAGUUGAUCGAGAGAGUCAGAAGCACCCCUGGCAACUCGCGUGCCAACAGCCCUGUCCACUCGCGCGCCAACAGCAUUAGCAGCGCCAACGGUGCCGCCCACGGUGCCCCCGCCCACGCUUAG